Molecule: messenger RNA, 1083 nt
Organism: Trypanosoma theileri
Lineage: Eukaryota; Euglenozoa; Kinetoplastea; Trypanosomatida; Trypanosomatidae
Product: putative high mobility group (HMG) box domain-containing protein
Exons: 1
Coding region: 1-1083 (360 amino acids)
Molecular function (GO): protein binding
Source: RefSeq, a predicted model, not a curated record
AUGAUAUGCGAAGUUUUGGAGCGUAUUGUGACGCAAAUCCUGCGACGGGCACGUGUUCCUCUUACCCCUAGGCGUCUUUCAGAUGUACUGGGGGGCGCAGUGUCCGCUGAAAACAUGAAUGAAAUUUGUCUAAAGAUGCUAGCCGAGGGUAUCCUAGAAAGGUGGAGUGAUGAUGCUUUUGUGGUAAGAGGCAUGAACCGUGUUGUGUGCCGAAACCUUCUCGUGACGCAGGAGUAUCAAGCUCUCGGGAUGACACUUCUGCGUGUUGCUGAAAAAACGCUGGUACAAUACAUUCCCAGAGAGGCUGAACACCGUUUUUUUGAGGUUCGCAAAUCGCUGGUAGGAGAAAAUGCAGGUUUGGGACUUUUUUUGCGGUCAUCAAGAGCAUUACCGCAAGGGACUGUGGUGUGUGAGUAUGUAGGACGUGUGCUAAAUAGACCCCCAAAAGAGAUAGAUCAGAGUAUCUAUGUUGUGAAGUUACGCACUGCUCCUAUUUACGUAGAUGGUGUGAACGAAAAGGGUGAACAUCUCUCACUUGCAACGUUUAUUAACGACAAUGGACCCACUGCUGCCAACGUUGAAAUGCGAGAGUAUGAGAUGCUGUCUGGACGUGUAUUCAUCGUCGCUAGCCGUGACCUUCUUCCAGGAGAAGAAGUACUUUGUACGUAUGGAUCAAAUUACUGGGGUUACUCUUCAUAUGCUGAAAUUUUGCGUAACUUAAACACUUCGUCUAAGAAGAGAAAACGUAGCAAGGAUGAAGAUUCUGAAUUGGACGAAGUGGGUUUUUUGAGGGAUUUUAUUUACCCCUGUAGGCGCUGUGGUGAGCAGGUGGCAAGGCGACUUAUGAUGUUGCAUCACCGCACUUGUGGAGAUCACCUGGUUACUCAAAAACUGUAUAAUUUAAACUCUUUACCUUUCAACGACUCCACUGCUAUGGAAAACACUAGCAAAGUAAUUCCAGCUGGAAGACAACGUGCGUUAAGACGAGCAAAACAUUUUGUGGACCUGGAAGACCCACAGACUUUUGCACUCUCCCACGAAGAUGUUGUUGGUGAUCUUACCUUUUCAUGGGCCAAAGUGUAA